Chenopodium quinoa (quinoa) is the source of this 345-nucleotide messenger RNA. RefSeq lists its product as uncharacterized. The record is from RefSeq and is a predicted model, not a curated record. The transcript has a single exon. Bases 1 to 345 code for a protein of 114 amino acids. NCBI's taxonomy places the organism in Eukaryota, Viridiplantae, Streptophyta, Magnoliopsida, Caryophyllales, Amaranthaceae.
AUGGGAGGGAUGGGAUUAUGGGAUCUUAAAGUAUUCAACCAAGCAUUGUUAGCGAAGCAAUUACGGCGCCUACACAAUAAUCCUAACCCUCUUUUGCACGCUAUGCUUAAAGUUCGAUACUUUAAGCAUGCCUUUAUUUUGGAGGCGUGUAGAGGGUAUGAUCCGAGCUAUUCUUGGAGGAGUUUGUGGGGUUCUAAGUCAUUGCUCUUGGAUGGUUUGCGGUGGAGAGUUGGAAAUGGUUACAAUGUAAGAGUAUGGCUGGAUAAUUGGCUUCCUGAUAAUGUUAUUCCUGAACAUGGUAUCUCUUACGAUCCUGAUCUUUGUGUGGCUUAUGAUGGGCGUUAG